AUGUCUACGAUUGUCCAUUCGUUGCGGGAUUACCGUACGCCGACCAAAGCCCAGCAAUUCGCACAGGCGUUCGGACUCCCUGAUGAUGAGGCUCCGUACGUCGAUGCCGCUGGGAAUCGCGCUGAAAUUCUCUCUGCGAUUCUAUCACUGUCAACGCCCGAUAUGGACGGCGCCCAAGAAGAUCUGGUGUUUGCCGGUCGUCUCACGUUGACGCCCUCAUUCCUGUGCUUUGCAAGUCAAGGUGACCGGGGUCGUGGAUGCCGUAUUGCUAUUCCGCUCUCUACCGUGCGUCGUGUUGAGCGAUUGAAUACACGGGAUGUUGUUUUCGCUCUGGGCAUCACGGUAUGGCAUGGUACUCAUAUGAUUUUCCAACUGAACGCGCUACGUCCCUCCUGUGAGGGCUUUUGCAAUGCCAUGCGGGUGCGCUUACGUGCCCAUCUCGGGGAAAUGAAGCAGCUUCAACCUUUUCUCGACUCAUGCUACAGUGAAUUCUUGCUCAAGCAGAGCCAAGACGAUGUGCAAGAGAAAGGCAAAGGCAAAGAAGGCACAGAGGCGGACGCUUCUGAGGCGCUCAAGCCCUACCAAAUGGGCCUCGGAGCUACGUUUGGGUUCCCCGGCGAUCCCAAGAAGCUUAAGGAGAAAAGCAAGAUGCGACUGUGGAAAGAGUACUUGCGUUUACACGGACGCAACAUUACACUGCUUCGCUACCCCCAAUUUACAAAGCUCGUGCAAGUUGGCCUGCCUAAUAUGCUUCGCGGUGAGAUCUGGGAAGUCUCAAGCGGCUCCAUUUUCCAGCGUAUGGCGCACCCAGGUCUCUAUGAGUCCCUCCUCCGUGAUCAUGAAGGGAAGACCAAUUUGAGUACGGAAGAAAUCGAGAAAGAUCUGAAUCGUUCUUUGCCGGAAUAUGCGGCCUACCAAUCGCCGGAAGGGAUCGAGACGCUGCGACGCGUGUUGGUCGCCUACAGCUGGAAGAACCGCGAGCUUGGCUACUGCCAAGCCAUGAAUAUCGUUGUGGCUGCACUUUUGAUUUAUAUGUCAGAGGAGCAGUGUUUCUGGGUUCUGGACACGCUCUGUGAUCGGCUGUUGCCUGGCUACUACACACAGUCCAUGGCAGGUACGUUGCUGGACCAAAAGGUGUUUGAGAACCUGGUGCAGCAAACGAUGCCUGUGCUACAUGAGCAUUUUGUGAAGAAUGACAUGCAACUGAGCAUCGUCACCCUGCCUUGGCUCCUGUCGUUGUACAUCAACAGCAUGCCGAUGGUCUUUGCAUUCCGUAUUAUCGACUGCUUUAUGGCAUUUGGUGCUCAAGUGCUUUUCCAGGUGGGUUUGGCCAUCCUAAAGAUCAACGGCGAAGCCAUUCUCAGCGUGACAGACGAUGGCACCAUGAUUGGCCUACUGCGCAACUAUUUCCGCUCGCUCGGCGAUAGCGCAUACCCCGAAAGCAUGGACGAACGUCGGCGACAGAUCACCAAGUUCCAGCAGCUGCUAGUCAUUGCGUUCCGUGAAUUUAGCGUAGUCACUAACGACACGAUCGACCAUGAGCGCAAACGAUUCCGUCAACAGAUUGUGCAGGAAAUCGAGGCUUUCGCACGUCGCUCUGCUAUUCGGAAUUUGCAUUUCCAUGGCCGCUUUACCAAGCCUCAACUGAUCUUGAUUUACGAUCAUGUUGUGGAGUCUAUUUACCGCGCACGGCAUGCCCCUGAAUCGCUCACGCAGGGCGAGCACAAAGUACUAAGCGCCGCGGACCCAACACAGGAUCUCAAGGAAAUGCGUGUCAACUUUACCACGUUCCGACUCUUCCUCAGCGAGAUCGCCACGUGGGCACGCGAUGAGUACAUUGUUAGCAAUGGAUUCCAGGAGCGAAUUGAGCGUCGCGUGCCUGAUCAGACGCUGGCUCGCCGGAUCUUUGACUAUUGGGACAAGGACAAGUGCGGCUCAUUGACUCUGCAGGACAUCGUCACCGGCCUGGAUGAGAUCAUGUUCCUUGAUGGUGAUAUGGCUGGUGCUACGGCAUGGUUCUUCCGCCUUCAUGCCAACGGCAAAGAAAAAUUGUCGAAGAACGAUAUCCUGGCUCUAUCAGAGUCGCUCUUGUUUAUGUUCCGUAAUGAACCAGGGGACGAGCACCUCGGCAGCAUCUCCACCUUGAUUAGUCGAGCCUUUGAGAUGGCUGGCACUUCCGACGCUUAG
Malassezia pachydermatis is the source of this 2187-nucleotide messenger RNA. RefSeq names its product tbc-domain-containing protein. Gene Ontology annotation, molecular function: calcium ion binding. The coding region runs from base 1 to 2187 and encodes 728 amino acids. The record is from RefSeq and is a predicted model, not a curated record. NCBI's taxonomy places the organism in Eukaryota, Fungi, Basidiomycota, Malasseziomycetes, Malasseziales, Malasseziaceae. The transcript has 3 exons.